Messenger RNA from Musca domestica (house fly), 569 nucleotides. RefSeq names its product NADH dehydrogenase [ubiquinone] 1 subunit C2-like. The transcript has 3 exons. Gene Ontology annotation, cellular component: mitochondrial inner membrane. Gene Ontology annotation, biological process: mitochondrial electron transport, NADH to ubiquinone. The record is from RefSeq and is a predicted model, not a curated record. Lineage: Eukaryota; Metazoa; Arthropoda; Insecta; Diptera; Muscidae. The coding region runs from base 61 to 414 and encodes 117 amino acids.
GACUGGGUUAUUUCGAUUAGUGACCGAGGUAGUGAGGUUUUGUUUGUGAAUUCUAACAAGAUGUCCUCAGCCGUGAUUGACCCGUUGGAAUUGCUUACCAAUAAGGGGGACCGUAAGCCAACGUUCCUUGGCUCCAUAUUCAAUCCAUUGGCUUGCACAGUGGCCGGUUUUGGUUUAGCAUGCAUGUUAAAUUGGGGUUUGCGUAGACCUGUAUUUUCCGGUCUGCAGAAUCAUGUUGGAUUUGCCGUCCUCGGUGGAAUUGGCGGUACAUAUCUUGAUAAGAAGCGCACUGAAGAUUUAGCAACCCGUGAUGCUGUAUUAAGACACUACGUUGAAUUGCAUCCUGAGGACUUCCCACCAAUACAGAGGAAGAAGUUUGGAGAAGUAUUGGAACCAUGGGUACCAAUUCGUUAGAUGGGAUGAGGAAAAUUCCCUGCCACGGCUAAAUGGCAUCGCUUGUCGUAGGCUGGCUGGUUGGAACUUGUAAAUUUACUUACUUCUUGAUAUGUUAUUAAAUUUGGAAAAUAGGAAAAAUAGAAAAUAAAGAAAGAACCAAUGAUACAAAUUAA